Messenger RNA from Durusdinium trenchii, 873 nucleotides. The record is from the annotation of a GenBank genome assembly. Lineage: Eukaryota; Dinophyceae; Suessiales; Symbiodiniaceae.
AUGCACUGGCGCAAAGACCUGCAGCGAGGAGGGCUACACAGUGCGUAUGGCUUUUGGGAUGGGUGCGCACGUGACAAGGCGCUGGACCUGGAUGAGUUGAUGAAACUGGCAAACCUGACCCUUCCAACGGCAGCAUCAAUCCUGUCCACGGUGGUGGCCAUGGAGGUCGCACGUCGAGCAGCGGCUGCAAAGUAUGGAGUGGAUCUGACUCCCCCGGUGUUUGUGCCUGUGUGGCCCUUUGUAUCUGUGGGCUGUUUCGGUGCCAUAACCCGGCAGCAAUCGAUUGUGCCCAAUGAGGAUGCCAAUCUCUCCAUGUCCGUGUCCGCAGGCCUUGCAGGCUAUGCAGUCUCGUUCUUCUUGCUCCUCCUGGGCCUGGCGCUAGGAUCUGACCAGGAGCAACAAAUUAGCUUGAACUACCAGAUCUUGCCUCUUGUCCUUAAGAUCCUCAUGCGACCGCUGCUGGGCGAGCCGUCUGCUACAGAGCAGCCCGACCCAUUUAGCGAUCCGGUGAACGUUGCAUUUCCAGCCAAUCCAAUCCUCAUUGGAGGCACUCUUGGUGUUGUCAUCACCUCCUUGAACAUGCUUGCCUUGGGCCGACUGGACGGUGCAGUGCUUGCCCGGACUUUGAGGGGCUCCGGCACCUUUGCUGGCUUGAUCAGCUGCUCCCUUUUGAUCAGCGGGAGCUUGGACAAUUCCACCAGUUUGUUGUAUGCGACCUUUGCGUUUUAUGCAAUCGUCCUGCAGGGCGGAUACAACUGUCCUGCAAGGGAUUCGCUUACUGAACCGGACCCAAACUUGCGCAACCUCGCCAUUCUGUUGCUGGUACUUGGCAUCCUGCUAUCUAUCCCAGGAUCAUUGAUUCCUGGUUUCUAA